Messenger RNA from Cynoglossus semilaevis (tongue sole), 2921 nucleotides. RefSeq names its product metadherin b (gene mtdhb). NCBI's taxonomy places the organism in Eukaryota, Metazoa, Chordata, Actinopteri, Pleuronectiformes, Cynoglossidae. Gene Ontology annotation, molecular function: transcription coregulator activity. The transcript is spliced from 13 exons. Gene Ontology annotation, cellular component: nucleus. Gene Ontology annotation, biological process: negative regulation of apoptotic process; positive regulation of canonical NF-kappaB signal transduction; regulation of transcription by RNA polymerase II. Bases 492 to 2126 code for a protein of 544 amino acids. The record is from RefSeq and is a predicted model, not a curated record.
UGAAACGUUUGGGAUUAAAACGUUUUAAUUUUUACAAACAGUUUGGAAAAAACAACAGAUACCACUGUGCACUGAAAAAUAGACAGGGAACGUAAAAUAGUCUGUGAAAUACGCUUGACAUCGCAUUUCGCGAGCAACAGUGAAGUCAUCGUUUCUCCUCCAGUCAAACGGAGCCAUAUGAGGUGACUCUGAUUUACUCGCUGUCUGGAUUCGCUGAUUAUCUAUCGUUACACAGUUUUUAUGAUGACAGGUAGACUUUAGCUUAGAGGACAGAAGCCGAAACUUGCUUUGACAUCACAGCCUUCAUUGGGUAAAGCGUUGACCAGAAUCGGACGUGGCUAAUGUUAGUGAAGGAGCAGGAGGCGAAUCAUUUGUUUCCCAUCAUGUCAGAGGGGUUCCGUUAUUUUUAGCGAACACUGCAGGCUAAUGGUGGCGAACGACGCGUGACUCUCAGUCAAUCAGUGUGUUGUUUGGUGGGAAAAGCGACGUAAAUGGAGCAGUGGCAGGACGCGGCCUUCCGCCAGGUCGAGCUGCUCGCAAACCGUUUGAAUGGAGCCUUGUCUAAAGGCAUAGAGUUGCUGCGUUCCGAGCUCGGCGUGGAUCUGGGACUGAAGCCCGAACUCAUUCCACCAUGGCUGCUCCUGUUAGCGGCGUGCUCUGGGGUGCUGCUAAUGCUUCUGCUCUGGGCCUCUCUCUGCCGUGGGCUCUUCGGGAAACGACCGCCUGUGAGUACCGUGGAUGACCGAGCUGAAGUCGUGCGUGGUGUCAGCAAAGCAGCUAAAGCCGAAGAACCGAAGAAAAAGAGGAAAAAAUCGGAAAAGAAAGCUCAGCCCAAUGGAAGAGCUGUUCCCGAAGCACAAGAAGAAGCCAUUGUGUCAGAGGAAUCGGUGCCACAUCAGCAGUCUCCUCCAGCUGAAGUCAAGUCUGAAAAAGCUGCAGAGACAAAGAAGUCCAAGAAGAAGGCCAAACAGGCUGCCAAAGAGACCAAACCAGUGAGCGGAGAUGGAAAAGAACCAGAAGAAGGCACCUGGGAGACCAAGGUUAGUAACAAGGAAAAGCGAGAGCAACGAAAGAAGGAUAAAAACUCAAGUGAUGGUUCAGCUAGUCCUGGUGGAGGAAAUACACCAGUGAACAAUCCUCCAGAGCCUCCGAAAGAGUCUGCGACCCCAGCACCUGCAACACAGAAGAAGAAAAAAGGAGAGGCAAAAGAAAAAGCAAAGGUGGAGAAAGUUGAGGCUCCCAUACCUCAAGCGCCCAGCAGAGAGGUGGCGCCAGUGACUCCUGCUGCUGCUCCUGCUCCUGCUCUUGCUCCUGUUCCGGCUCAGUCAAUUAAGACUCCUGCUCUGAGCGUUUCUACGAAGCCAGGAACCUGGACAGCUAGCCGAGAACCAAUGUCCCUGUGGAGAUCAGAAAUUGAUGAAUCCUGGACUGUGAUUGACCGAGGUUUACCCUCAUCGGACAUGGGUCUCUCCUUCACUGGACUUGGAGUUAGUCCUGCAGAGCCUCACCCAGUGAGUGAGCUGCCCUGGCUGAGUCAGACCAGAGUGGAUGAUGAGUGGUCCGGCAUCAAUACUGGAUCAGCUGACUCUGAUUGGAACGCCCCGUCUGAAGCCUGGGGUAACUAUGAGGAGGCCAAUCACAAACCCCCUCCUGUUCAGGAGGAGCCACUCCCUGAGCCUGUGAAGGACAAAGAUGAGGAGGAAAAGAACAAGACAGAUACAGCUUCUGAUGGAGUGACAAAAGCUAAGAAGAAGAAAAAGAAGAAGAAGAAUGCAGAAGAAAAUGGAGCGGUUGGCCAGGUUAAUUGUGUGCAGGGUGAGGAGCCAGAGAAAGAGGAAGCACCAGUGACCUCAGUGAAGAAGAAGAAGAAGCAGCAGGCGGCACCUCAGGACAAUGUUGCUGUCGUCCAGCCUGUGAAAACAGCUGCGACUGAGGUGAAAAUGGAGCGACCACCGAAGGAAAACACACCUUCCAAACCCUCUCAUACACAAGUGCCACAGAAGCCCAUGGAUAAGGAUGUCGCAGCUAAGCAGAACAGCCUUCCAGCUGCAGUUGAGCAGAAAAAACCAGAGGAGAGCCAAGCACCUAAACCAGCAAAGAAGAAGAAGGCACGGCGAGAGACAUGAGGUGGUGUAAUCUCUGUAUGCAACAGAAUUCUUUUCCCCUGUUUAUGCAACAUCUUUUGUGACAAAGACGUUGAACUGAGGUCUUUGAUGAACUUGUCUUAAAACCUGUCUGGAAACUGAAAACUUUUUUUUUUUGUUUUACUCGUCGAGUGUCAGUCAGUGGAUCAUUGAAAACUGAACCUAGUUGCAGUGCAAUCUAAUGUGAUGUUGAUGACUUGAGUACGAGAUACUGAUUCUGUCCACUAAUUCUACUGAAUCUACUAGGUGAUUGAAGGAGCUGUAUGAUAGUCAUUAGACAUGUAGGAAGAACUGAACCUGUUUAUAAAAUUAAGAGCAUGAGAAUGUUCGCCAUGUUUGGAGCCACUCAACAUUCAGGCCACUGUGAUAAACUGGCCUGUAAUUUUUUUUUUUAAAUUUUGGUGUGUGAGUCAUCAUUGUACAAGGAGCGCUGGUAACUCAAACAGUGCUGCCUCAGUGGGUUGUAUACAUUUGUGACAUCAUAGACAAACAUUGAAAUCAUCACCGCUCUGUAUGUUUUGGCAUUUCCUGUCUGUGAACCAAGAUUUCACCAACUUUCAUGGUUUGUCUCUAAGCUGAUGUGCUGUGCUGUCAAACUUUGUCUGAUGUGUGUAUGAGCCACCCGAUUGUCGAUGUACCAUUGAAACAUCUUCAUCUCUAUCAGCAUUUUCGCCCUGGAAUUGAUUUGAACGUCUUCAGAAUCUUUUGUAAAACCUGUUUGUAAGAAAAGAAAAGCUAAAGCCAUAUGUAUAAAUAAUAAAGGCCAGUUUUUCUAUA